AUGGAAUUACAGAACAUGGAGCGUAGCAAAGAUGUCUGGCCUGUCUUAGAUGAAUUCUGGGAUAUAUAUGAUGGCAAAUGGCCUGUGAUAAUAACAGAUGUUGUUGAUAAAUGGCCAGCUAUAAACUGGACUAAACGUUUCUUUCAACAAAAUUAUGCAGAUGAAAAAAUUGUGGUGAAAGCUGUUGUGAAUAGAAAACCAGCAGCAUUAGCAGUUGACAUGGACACUUUUAUAAGUGAGCUGGACACUUCUGGACCAAAUGGUUGGACCUAUCUUGAGGAUGAACUAUUUAUAGUCACCAGACCUGAACUGAAGAAAGAUAUUGGUCCUAAUGUGUAUGCAGAAGAAAAUUUCUUUAAUCUGUUCCCAGAUGAAGUUAGACCAUGGGACUGUUUGAUGUUGUGGGGUUCACAAUUUUCUAGGUCCAGUUUACACAUGGACCCUUACAACUGGAAUGCUACUAAUGCUGUUUUGUAUGGACAAAAGUCAUGGAUGCUUUUUCCACCAGGACAGGAUGAGUUAUUAUAUAUAUAUCCAAACAGGAAAUGUCAUUUUCCACUGGAUUGUGUCAGAUAUGAUAGCCCUAUUGAUGCUUUUGUGCCAGAUUCAACCAAGUACCCACAUUUUGAUAAAGCUCAGUAUCUAGAGGUUACAGUUACUGCUGGAGAAAUGUUAAUUAUCCCAACUGGAUGGUACCAUCAGGCAUUUAACGAAGAGGAGACUCUAGCUAUUUCUAGUCAGAUCAUGAACAGAAAUAAUUACCUGGCUGUGUUAGAGGAGAUCAUUAAGGGAGGGAAUAUCAGUAGAAAGAAAUUACCUGCUUAUUUCAAUACACUGUUACCACCUGAUCAGGUAAGAAAUAAUAACCUGGCCUUGUUAGAGGAAAUCAUUAAGGAAGUGAAGCUGUUCUUAUCUCUCCUUCAUAAGAAGAUUUUAAAGAAAGGUAAAGAAGUAACAGAGAGUGUGUUGAAAGACAUGCAUCAGAAGAAAGUGUUGAAAAUUUGA
Messenger RNA from Mytilus trossulus (common blue mussel), 1005 nucleotides. RefSeq lists its product as uncharacterized. Lineage: Eukaryota; Metazoa; Mollusca; Bivalvia; Mytilida; Mytilidae. The record is from RefSeq and is a predicted model, not a curated record. The coding region runs from base 1 to 1005 and encodes 334 amino acids. The transcript is spliced from 9 exons.